AUGGCACCAACAAGUAACAGUCCCAACCUCUCAAAAAGGCUGUUCUGCCCCAACGCAUUCCCAAGCUAUGACAUCCAACUCUAUCUCGCCUACUACAUCGUCUUCCUCAUCAUCUUCCUCGCAAUCUUCAUCACCUCCUUCUUCGUCCGCAAAAGGAGCGGUGGCUCAGGGAAAUCGCUAAUCGGAUUUGCCUACAUACUUACAUUGCUCCUUGAAAUUGCUUCCCUAGCCUUGGACUUCACAGCCCUCCUCCGAGCCCAAUGUCAAACUGGCAGUCUUCAGGAAGUCCGCGACAUGUCGCUCGCUUCCACCAUCAUGAGCUUCUUCAGCAUAUGGGGCAUGCUGGUCCUCGUCGUCUACCAAGUAAACAUCUUACUCCGCAAGCAACUCGGCUCAGCAGUUGGGGUGUUUAGAACUAUCUGCCUGGUGGCCGUAGGCGCCAUGGGCUUUAUCUACAUCGCUUACAUCAGUAUAUUCAGCUUUCUCUGGAUCUCGAGGGCGAGUAUAUGGAGGGAUGAACGAUGGAGGCUUCAGCUAGUGUCGCAGCGGCUGUCGCUGGCGGUGAGAGCGCUAUAUGUGCUUUGUGUUAUUAUGUCGGUGAUACUGGCGACGAGGACGCUGUCUGGGCUGCGGAGAGCGCAGUUGGCUGCUGGUGACCUCAUCGGCUGGGUCGCCGCUCUCCACAUCUUCAUGUUCAUCUGGUCCGGCUUAUCUAUAGUGCUACAGGCACUGAGCCUUUACACCGAAACCUUGGAUCUUAAAACAUCGAUAGCCCUGUCGUAUGUUCUGGCAGUGUUCCAAGCGCUUAGCUUCGUUGCGCUAUUGGGGAUCGCGAAGCAUACGUGCUGGAAACAGGGCCGUAAGCCGGCGCAGCAUGUUUAUGCGCCGGUUAUGGAGGGGCAUACGGCGUAUGUGCAUUGA
Messenger RNA from Bipolaris oryzae ATCC 44560, 921 nucleotides. RefSeq lists its product as uncharacterized. Lineage: Eukaryota; Fungi; Ascomycota; Dothideomycetes; Pleosporales; Pleosporaceae. The record is from RefSeq and is a predicted model, not a curated record. Bases 1 to 921 code for a protein of 306 amino acids. The transcript is spliced from 3 exons.